This is a messenger RNA of Ipomoea nil (Japanese morning glory), 2280 nucleotides long. RefSeq names its product putative glycerol-3-phosphate transporter 1. The transcript has 3 exons. The record is from RefSeq and is a predicted model, not a curated record. Gene Ontology annotation, molecular function: glucose 6-phosphate:phosphate antiporter activity. Gene Ontology annotation, cellular component: membrane. The coding region runs from base 244 to 1809 and encodes 521 amino acids. Gene Ontology annotation, biological process: transmembrane transport; phosphate ion homeostasis. Lineage: Eukaryota; Viridiplantae; Streptophyta; Magnoliopsida; Solanales; Convolvulaceae.
GCGUUCCCUCCAUCGGCUUCCUGAAGAAAAGAAGCAGCUUUAGAGUCAUAGUCUUCUCCGUUCUCUCAUAUAAUAUACACUGGGAAUCUGAAUAGAGAAUCUCAGUACAGACUGCCAGAGAAAGGAAAGCAAAGCAAAGCGAUCCAUUCAACUCAGUAAGGAUUUAUCAUUAUUCUUGGACUCAUAGAAGAGGGGAUUUUUGGGCGCUCUUCCUGGUAAUCAGAUUUGAGUUGAUAUCCAUUAAUGGGGUCUCUUCCAGAGCCAAUUGAGGAGACAAACUACAAGAAGCCUCCAGGAAUAAAGUUCUUAGAGGGCGCAAAGAAGACGGCCUUCUCAUACAAGACGUAUCAAGCCAUAGUUCUAAUUGUAACAUUUUUUGCAUACGCGGCAUAUCAUGCUACUAGGAAAACGACCAGCAUUGUGAAAAGUGCGCUUGAUCCACAGACGAUUGAAGUUGAGUUAAAUUCCCCAUGGCUGAGAGGUUAUGCUCAGAAUUCUCGCCAGAACUUGAGAGGAUCAUGGGUGCUUGGGAGUGGCUGGUAUCCUUUCGAUGGUCCUAGUGGCACAGAAUUGCUCGGCUAUAUUGAUGUGGCUUUCCUGUUUGUGUAUGCGUCGGGGAUGUAUUUCUCGGGGCAUAUAGGUGAUAGAAUGGAUCUUAGGAUUUUCUUGACGGUGGGAAUGGUGGGAACUGGUUUGUUCACAGCCCUUUUUGGAGUUGGAUACUGGGCAAAUAUCCAUGUUUUCUAUUACUAUUUGAUUGUCCAAAUGCUUGCCGGUUUGUUCCAAUCCACUGGCUGGCCUUCUGUGGUUGCGGUUGUGGGGAAUUGGUUCGGGAAGAAGAAGAGAGGACUUAUAAUGGGAAUAUGGAAUUCUCACACAUCUCUUGGCAACAUUACUGGUUCCUUAAUUGCAUCGGGUUUAUUGAAGUUUGGAUGGGGUUGGUCCUUGGUUGUUCCCGGUCUGUCUAUCGCCUUCAUUGGCUUGGUGGUUUUCCUUUUGUUGCCGGUUAAUCCCGAGUCUGUUGGCGCUGGUAAUGACGAAGAAGAUGACGAUCUCUCACCUGAAAAAGAAUGGAAGGAAGUUACAGAACCUCUCUUGCAAUCAGAUAGCAGCGAGGAAUCUGCUGUGGGUUUUAUCGAAGCAUGGAAGAUACCUGGGGUUGCGCCUUUUGCCCUUUGCCUGUUCUUCGCCAAGCUGGUGGCCUAUACAUUCCUCUAUUGGCUUCCUUUCUACAUUAGCCACACAGCUAUAAAUGGAAGGUACUUAUCGAACGAGGAAUCAGGGAACUUAUCUACGAUGUUUGAUGUUGGCGGGGUGGUUGGGGGAAUCCUAGCCGGCUACAUUUCCGAUCGCUUGGAUGCCAGAGCCAUGACGGCUGCCAGCUUCAUGUACUGCGCGAUUCCAGCCCUCUUCUUCUACAGAAACUAUGGCCAUGUCUCCAUGCCCAUCAACAUCAUCCUCAUGUUGAUCACGGGAGCGUUUGUGAAUGGACCUUACGCGCUGAUAACAACCGCGGUUUCAGCAGACCUGGGAACACACAGCUCGUUGAAAGGCAACUCGAGAGCACUGGCAACAGUCACUGCAAUUAUCGAUGGAACUGGCUCCAUUGGGGCUGCCAUUGGCCCUCUGCUAACCGGCUACAUUUCUGCUAAGAGCUGGGGUGCGGUUUUCACAAUGUUAAUGGGAGCAGCCCUGGUUGCCGGCUUGCUUCUAACUAGGUUAGUCAUCUCCGAGGUUGCCACCAAGAUCCAAAACUCCAGGAGCCAAGGGGAGCCAAGGUCACAGCAGUCUCCCGUCAAUUUAGUGUAAACAGUGAAAGUAGUCGCUUAUAUAAUGUGUAUAUAUUAUCUAUAUUCGAGCCCGAUGCUUUGGUUUUCAGCCUCGGAUCACCCAGAUGAAGGGAAUGGAGGAAGAUAUUACAGGUUACUCCAUUGUUGUUACUGUAUACAAGUUUAGCUGCUGUGUUGUGUGCCAAAAAGCGAUAGAUCAUUGCGUUUGGAACCAGAAGCCUAAAUUCUGGGAAUUGAAAAGUUUCUCAUUCCUGAAAGAUUUCAAAAUAGAUUAGUAUGUAGCUGUUUUGCCUUGAUGGGCAAUGGGAUUAGGUGGGGCAAAAGAUAUGAAAUUUGCUUAUCUUUUUGCCUUCCAUGUCCAUUUCUGAUUGCAUUUCUUGUCACUUUCAGAAGAUGAACCUUUUUCUUCCAUUCAAGGAUGGGGAAACUAUCUGGAAAUUGUCCUCUUUUCAAUUUUGUCCAUAAUUGAAUUUAUUUCUUUUUCCUCUUU